CGGGAUGGCGCCGGGGCUGCUGGACCUGGUGCACUUGACAACCUGGGCCGUGUGUGCCGUGAUCAAGCUGCCGCAGCUGGUGGCGGUGCUGAGGGCCGGCUCGGCGUGGGGACUCAGCGUGAGCAGCCUGCUCCUGGAGCUGGCCGGCCUCCUUGUGUUUCUGAGGUACCACAUCUAUUAUGGUUACCCCCUGGAGACGUACCUGGAGUUUCCUGUCGUCAUUGCACAAGAUGUCAUUCUCCUUGGCUGCAUUAUGCAUUUCAGUGGAAAAGUGAGACGAGCUUGUUUCUAUGCACUCAUAUAUUGGGUGGGCUGGUAUAUGAUAACACUGCAGAAGUGGAUAAUAGACCUGGCCAUGAAUCUGUGCACACUCGUCAGUGCAGCCAGUAGGCUGGUUCAGCUGCAGCAUCUCUGGGAGACCAAGGAUGCCAGACAAGCGAACGCCCUGACCUGGGGCAUGUCUGUGUACGCCUCUGCAGCAAGAAUUAUUACAACUCUAAUGACUACAAAUGAUUAUGCAGUUCUCAUCCGUUUCAUAGUCAUGCUCAUUCUCAAUAUUUGGGUCACAGCCACAAUCCUGCACUACAGGAAGAUUAAAAAGACUGAUUAGACGACACUCAUCAGCACACAUAUCAUUACCAUUAAAAAAAUAUAAUUAAGCCUAACGAAUUUAAGAAUUCUUCAAAGACUGAGGAAGCUCUCUUUCUCUAGUAUUUACCCUUUAGCGUA
Messenger RNA from Zonotrichia leucophrys gambelii, 729 nucleotides. It is a transcript of the gene SLC66A3, whose product is annotated as solute carrier family 66 member 3. The transcript is spliced from 7 exons. NCBI's taxonomy places the organism in Eukaryota, Metazoa, Chordata, Aves, Passeriformes, Passerellidae. The record is from RefSeq and is a predicted model, not a curated record. Bases 5 to 610 code for a protein of 201 amino acids.